GAUCGCGGGAAUGAAUGGGGGGUCGGGGGCAGGAAGAAGGAAACUUUCCUACCGGACGCCGCUCCGGGUGAGGGAGAGGGGUCGUUCUCCCCCCCCCCCCCGGUCCCAGCCGGAGCACCCCCACCGGGCCCAAAUCCUGCGGCGUCACAGCCGGCCAAAGGGCGGGUCUCCCGGGCCCCUAAAUGUGCGAACAGGCGUCCAGGGUGCCACCCUCUCCCCCGUCAAGGGUUGGGCAGCUCUGGGGUCUGCCCCGUUCCUAGGAUGGGUGGUCUUGUUUGCAAAAGAGAAAGCCCAACUUGAGGGAGGGCAGGACCCCUCCCCUUACAUUGGCUUCAAAACUCCCCUGGGUCCUGCCCCCUCCCCUGUUUUCCAAAGGGUCUCAGACUCUGGAUGGGGCUCAGGCCUGAUCAGAGAAGCCUACCAUUCCCCCUGCAGUGCUUGUGGGGGUCUACCCCUGCUCCAUUGUUGCCCCCACCAAGAGAGCUCAGACCACAGCCCCACAGUUGAGCCCUGGGGCCCUGACAGAGGACAGAGUCUGGAAGUGGGAGACAGGGUUGGGGGUUUGGCUGAGACCUGUGUGGGGCUGUGGAGGGACUGGGGGUGGGGCUUAAGGUGAGGUGGUUCCAGGUGGUGGGGGUGCAGUUACAAUACCUUCAGGCUGAGUGUGGAUGUGGAUGUUGAGAGGUGCUCCCCCCAAACCCAGUGGGGUCCUUACCAAGGCCUGAGCUGGUGGCUGCCGUCCACUGAGGGGGGUCUUAGGUGGGGAGGCCAGAGCCCCUCGGGAUGGGGCUUUACUCCUGGCUCUGACAGAAGGUUACCAGUGGCACUUCCUGAACCCCUCCAGAGUCCCAGUGCUGUAAGGGCUGGUGUAAGGGCUCGGCACCCCCCACCCGCACCUCCCAUCUGCAGUCAUCCGCCAGCUUGCCAGAAUCCGCAGGCUGGCCAUUUCAGCUGGUCCAGCCUCUGGCCUCUGACUUCAUCUCUAAGACCUCAAGGGCAGGAAGAGGGUCAGGGAUGAUGCGUUAGUGGCCCCGCAUAGAGUCUUCGCUGGAUUCACCUCUCAACUGGAGCCACCUUCGGGGGUCCCUAGGGGGGGCCAGCUCCCUGAGCGAGGCCUGGGUCUCUCCCCAUUGCUCUGUUGCCCCGGUGCAGGUGACGGCCCUCUCCUGGGCUCCCACGGUGAAGCUGGUGACCUAGUGCCAAUUCUGUGUCACCAGAUUGUGCAGACAGCACUGGGGGAAAAGGUCCGCUGCCCCACAUGAGGAGCCACUCCCCUGCUUGCCUCCCCAGAAGUGACUUGGACCUUCCCCAGCAGGCGACAGGCUGGGGGAAGGGGCCUGGGUGCCCCAGGCACCUGGCUGGCUCUCCUCCACCACCACCUGGGCCCAUGAGCAUCCUGUCUGUGCACACUCGUUCCUGGGGGAAGCAGGGUCCUAGAGAGUGGAGCUCGGCCUACGACACGCGGCUGCGCCAGAAGGUGGCAGUGAAGAAGCUGUCGCGACCUUUCCAGUCUCUGAUCCACGCGCGGAGGACCUACCGCGAGCUGCGGCUGCUCAAACACCUGAAGCACGAGAACGUCAUCGGGCUGCUGGACGUGUUCACGCCGGCCACCUCCAUUGAGGACUUCAGCGAAGUGUACCUGGUGACCACCCUGAUGGGCGCCGACCUGAACAACAUCGUCAAGUGCCAGGCGCUGAGCGACGAGCACGUCCAGUUCCUGGUUUACCAGCUGCUGCGCGGGCUCAAGUACAUCCACUCCGCGGGGAUCAUCCACCGGGACCUGAAGCCCAGCAACGUGGCUGUAAACGAGGACUGUGAGCUUAGGAUCCUGGACUUUGGGCUAGCCCGCCAGGCUGAUGAGGAGAUGACCGGCUAUGUGGCCACCCGCUGGUACCGCGCGCCUGAGAUCAUGCUCAACUGGAUGCACUACAACCAGACAGUGGACAUCUGGUCUGUGGGCUGCAUCAUGGCUGAGCUGCUCCAGGGAAAGGCCCUCUUCCCAGGAAAUGACUACAUCGACCAGCUGAAGCGAAUCAUGGAGGUGGUGGGCACGCCCAGCCCUGAGGUUCUAGCAAAAAUAUCAUCGGAACACGCCCGGACAUACAUCCAGUCCCUGCCCCCCAUGCCCCAGAAGGACCUCAGGAGCAUCUUCCGUGGAGCCAACCCCCUGGCUGUGGAUCUCCUGGGAAGGAUGCUGGUGCUGGACAGUGACCAGAGGGUCAGUGCGGCCGAGGCCCUGGCCCAUGCCUACUUCAGCCAGUACCACGACCCCGACGAUGAGCCCGAGGCUGAGCCCUAUGAUGAAAGCGUUGAGGCCAAGGAGCGGACCGUGGAGGAGUGGAAGGAGCUCACCUACCAGGAGGUCCUCAGCUUCAAGCCCCCGGAGCCGCCGCAGUCACCUGGCAGCCUGGAUAUUGAGCAGUGAGGGGAAUGUGCCGGCCGGCCACUCGAACUGCAGGAUUCCCUCAGCCUGCCGGAUUCCCACGAGGAGUGCCUCCCAGCACCUCUGUGGCCAGCAGGCCCGACCCUAGCCUGGGACCCCUCGCCUGCACACCGCUCCUCGUGGGCAGUCCUCGUAUGCAUGUGAACGCACAGAAGCGUGCCUGUGUGCAAGCCACUGGGGCAGGAGUCUAGGCAGAGCGUCCUUGCUCCCCCUGCCUCCUCCCAGCAAUCUGGGUCUCCCUCAGGACCUCACCUGGAUGCCAUAAGGGGUCCCUCUGGGGAGUGUGUCUGUCUCCAGAUCUCCUGAGUCCCAGAGGACUGUCUCUGGAGGGCCCCCUGGAGACUGAAGUGGGGGUCUCAGUUGUCAGAGCUUCUCAGCCCCCAAGUACGGCGCUACUCUGGAAAAUGCGGAGCCCCGAGUCUGAAAGCUGGGCGGGGUCUUUCCUGGAGGCUGGCAGGGUAGGGACGGCCACCAGGUAUCAAAUCAGAAAGUCAUUCUGGAGCCGUGCGUUCACCUGUGCUGUGUGUGGCACGUGUGCACUAACGUGUGCUCCUGGUACCUACGUGUCAAGGCGUGUGCAGGCACGUGUGAAUCCGUGGCUGCCUGAGGGGAGGGCCAGCUUCCAUGACCAGCAAGAAGCUUGAACGGAGGUGGCCGCACUGUCACUUCCCCUUCCCUCAGUGCCCGCUGUAGGGGUGCAGGGGUGGUGGUGCUGCUGCUGAGAUCCCGUGUGUACCGUUCGAGGGGCUCAGGCGGGCGGCGGCGUCCAGUGGACAAAAGCCAGCGCUUUCUCCUUGUCUGUGGGGGCUGCUGCAGGUGCUUCUAAGGUGUGAAGAGCUGGUUGGCACAGGGGGCUCCAGCCUGGAGGGGGCGGGGGGAGGGGGCACACAGCAGUGCAGACUUGGACUCAGGCUCCGGACCUUGGCCCAGAGCUCUGCACGCUCUACCUCUGUCCACCUGGCCCUGCCACUGAGAGCCGGGGGUUCUGGUCUGUGGGUGACCCUCAUCCUCCCUUCUUCCAGGAUGGAGCUGAUCUAGUAAGCUCUGGACACGAACCUGCUCAACAUGUUGGGGGUGUGGGUCCUCCGUCGAGGGGCUUCUCUGUGGGGUGGUGGCACCCUAUGCAGGAGCUGGUGACCUCCCACCUUCCAGAGGCCUCAACGUCAAGUGCCUGCACCAGGGUUUCACAAUAAAGGGGUUCUCUCUCA
Lynx canadensis (Canada lynx) is the source of this 3651-nucleotide messenger RNA. It is a transcript of the gene MAPK11, whose product is annotated as mitogen-activated protein kinase 11. The coding region runs from base 1259 to 2425 and encodes 388 amino acids. The record is from RefSeq and is a predicted model, not a curated record. Lineage: Eukaryota; Metazoa; Chordata; Mammalia; Carnivora; Felidae. Gene Ontology annotation, biological process: intracellular signal transduction; protein phosphorylation. Gene Ontology annotation, molecular function: ATP binding; MAP kinase activity. Gene Ontology annotation, cellular component: cytoplasm; nucleus. The transcript is spliced from 12 exons.